AUGAGGACUACCUUGCUGUUCGCAGCCAUCCUGGCUCUCAGCCUGCCUCCAAGCUUUGGAGCUGUCUGUGAGGAAUCACAGGAGCAGGUGGUACCCAGUGGGAGUCACAGCAAGGACUCAGAUCUGUACCAGCUGCCUCCAUCCCUGCUGCGGAGACUCUACGACAGCCGCUCAGUCUCUCUGGAGGAAUUACUGAAAGUACUGAGCAAGGCUAGCGUGGAUUCAAAGGAAUCAUCCCUUCCCCAGAAACGUGACAUGCAUGAUUUCUUUGUGGGACUUAUGGGCAAGAGGAACAGCCAACCAGACACUCCUACCAAAGUGAAUGAAGAGAACAUCCCCAGCUUUGGUACUCUUAAGCAUCCUCCCAGUGCAGAAUGA
Dipodomys ordii (Ord's kangaroo rat) is the source of this 378-nucleotide messenger RNA. RefSeq names its product tachykinin 3 (gene Tac3). Lineage: Eukaryota; Metazoa; Chordata; Mammalia; Rodentia; Heteromyidae. The transcript is spliced from 5 exons. Bases 1 to 378 code for a protein of 125 amino acids. Gene Ontology annotation, biological process: tachykinin receptor signaling pathway; positive regulation of blood pressure. The record is from RefSeq and is a predicted model, not a curated record.